Fibroporia radiculosa is the source of this 375-nucleotide messenger RNA. RefSeq lists its product as uncharacterized. The coding region runs from base 1 to 375 and encodes 124 amino acids. Lineage: Eukaryota; Fungi; Basidiomycota; Agaricomycetes; Polyporales; Fibroporiaceae. The transcript is spliced from 2 exons. The record is from RefSeq and is a predicted model, not a curated record.
AUGUCCUGUGCCGUCGCUGCCCCCGCCUUCUCCCUCUUCCCCGUCUCGACCGCGUCGCCGAAUGCAUUCGCCAUCUUUGCGGCCCCCCAGUCGCCCCGCGACACUUUUGCAACACAGGAGGAGAUGUGGCAGAUGCUUCGGCCCUCGAACGGGCAGGCCGACGGCAGGAAGCGCAAUGCGUCCUUCUCCAAGUCGCUUGGCUUGAAGAAGUUUUUUGGGAUGGUUAUUGGUGGUGGCGAGGAAGAUGACGAAGGGCUACAAGGAGAGCGGGAGGGGGUUGAGAAGGGGAAGAAAGUAGGACAAAGUCGACGAGGAAGUCGAAAGAAGAAACAAAAGACGACGAGCUCAGAGAUUUUGCUCUCUGGUGUUGUUUAG